CAUUGCUGUCCGCUUUAGUAUGUCUCUAUACAUUCUUGGACAGCCAAAACCAUCAAGCAAUAUUUAGACCACUAGUUUCUAUCCUUACUUCCUGCUUCCAUCCCACUUCACUUUUCUCGGAACCAGUCAAUUUGUUAUUCGGGAUUACUGAUUAUAUUCUACAUAAUGGCUAGCCUUCGAGAAAAAUUACGCAAACGCACUACGGCUCGCCCUGAAGUAGACACGGAAGAUUUGGGAUACUUGACAGAUCCUCAAUUGCCCUCGCUAACUAAGGAUCGACAUGUCAUAGCAGAAAAAUUGAAAGCCAAGCAAUACUCCCUACGCCGGCGUUUCGUGCUGGGUCUCGAUCGUAAAAAGGCUCUGCCAACAUGGCAGCAUAUAGAGCAUAGUGCAGUCUGCGAGGAAAACCAGGAUCCACAGCCAUCCUUGAUUCGAAAGGGCAUCAACUCCCUCUCAUCGUCUUUAAGAGACCGGUUUUCCUCGGAUACCUCUACUGACAGUGAAGGUCAGGGCCGCCGCCCAUCCGUCAUACGGAAGAGCAUCAGCUCCGUGUCAUCGUCACUCAGGGGUAUUCGCUCUUCUAUAAGCUCUCGACCAUCACAAGAUGGAUCAACCGAAUAUCAUACCAGUCCAGAAAAUACGGGUACGUUGGUCAACUUUCAAGGUAUUCCAAGGCGCAAUAGCUUGGGUCAUAUAUCCAGCACAUCAUCCGGCCAAGAUUCUGUUCCUAGACUUCCUGAUCUAGACACGAUGGUUGCGAACCUUGAAGUAGGAGAAAAGAUUACUGGGGGUCGAUCACCAAACAUGGCCUUCAAUAUGAGUAUAUUUGAUAACCUUGAUAGACCUUAUAUGGCAAACUCGAGUGACGAAGCUGCGACAGGACAGGAAGAGCCAAUAGCUAGGCAACCUUCUCCCAUUCCAGAACGUUUUCCAGUCCGAAUUAAGCGUCCUGAUCUAGCAGUCGCCGAGAGAAUAGCAGGACCAAGAGUCGGUCAAGAGGAUCUUCCGACUAUCGCGAGCGAUCAGGGUCCUGUAGAUUGUCCAGCGCAAAAUAAUGCCAAUUUGAACGGGACACCUAAGAACUGGAAGGUUCCCAUGCACCGGAUUGACCGCAUACUAGAGACCUCAGUAACUAUGCGAGAGCAAGGGUGCCAAGUAUACAAACCGAUCCCUGAUUGUGAGAUCAGAGAAAGGAUUCGGCGUUUGGAGUCCAGGGUAUACGUUUUUAUCCCAGACGAAAACGACAACAGCAAGCCAUGGCCAAGAAAUCGCUAUUCUGAUCUCGAGACUGCCCUCAAAGAUUUGUGUGCCCGAUUCAAGCCGUACUACGCCAGCUUUGCAGCCUUUACCCCCGAGGCUCGCGCUAUCCAACUUUUCCCCUCCAACUUCAGACUGCCACAGGGAAUGAGCCUUGUUCCGGGAACAAUCAUCUUUAACAUACAGGAGGCAAUAGACAAUUGGUACGCCGGGUCGCCGAUCGAUGGACCGAGCGAAGAAGAGGAAGAAAUGAAAGAGUCAGUGACUACGCAGACGGACUCCAGCAUAGCCACAGAGCCGGAGAUAUACACAAUGCAAGAAUACAAACAGCCUUACGUGUAUGAUACCGACAAGGCGUCCCUGGAUGACGGCAUACGGGAGCCUGGGAUAUCGGCUCUUGCUAAGCACAAGCUAGGAAGCUCGGAAGAAUCGUUGCUGACGGACGAUUAUGAUAUGACUAUAGCGUCAAAAAUGGGAUUCGUCCCCUAAACGGCAUUGGCUAGAUUUGACCAGCUGCGCUUGUUUGGAAGACACUUCUAUACAGCAUGUCUUAGACCCCUGUCUUGGGGGUUUGGUGUAAGAAAUAGGUUAACAUUCGUUUCUUGCUGCAAGUGGGAUAGAGUCGGCUGUUCUAUGAAGAAUAGACUUAGGUAGAUCGGUAGAUUAAGAAUAAAGGAAGAUUGUCUAAGCAAAGCUACAUAAUAUAUGAGAUGGACUAUGG
Daldinia loculata is the source of this 1978-nucleotide messenger RNA. RefSeq lists its product as uncharacterized. Bases 166 to 1746 code for a protein of 526 amino acids. The transcript is spliced from 2 exons. Lineage: Eukaryota; Fungi; Ascomycota; Sordariomycetes; Xylariales; Hypoxylaceae. The record is from RefSeq and is a predicted model, not a curated record.